Messenger RNA from Fomitopsis serialis, 351 nucleotides. RefSeq lists its product as uncharacterized. NCBI's taxonomy places the organism in Eukaryota, Fungi, Basidiomycota, Agaricomycetes, Polyporales, Fomitopsidaceae. The transcript has 3 exons. The record is from RefSeq and is a predicted model, not a curated record. Bases 1 to 351 code for a protein of 116 amino acids.
AUGAAGUUCAUCAUUGGUGAUGUCCCCGACCAUGCAAAUCCCAGGCGCAUUCGUCAUGCGGAACAUUUCAGAGAGGUGAAGAAUGGAGAUGUCGUGGAUGCGUUCGACCACAUCAUUGUGUGGGACGAUGAUUGUGUGACGGCGGAUCUGGUUCAGAGGUGGCGCAUGAUGGACGACCCGUUGUGCGACAAGGCGCUACAGACCGUCUUUCAGGCCUCUGGAUCAAGCAAGACGCCGACGGUCCCGUACAUGCUUUCCUUCGCGAAGUGUCACAGCAUCCACCGGCGGGCAUCCAACUCACCGGCAGUGAAGCAGAUCUCGCUCGAGAGCUUUUCCUUGACAACAGCAUAG